Molecule: messenger RNA, 837 nt
Organism: Dovyalis caffra
Lineage: Eukaryota; Viridiplantae; Streptophyta; Magnoliopsida; Malpighiales; Salicaceae
Source: the annotation of a GenBank genome assembly
AUGCAUCCAUGUAUGUAUGACGAUCAUGCUGGAUCUAGUUACAAUCUCAGAGAGAGGUUAAAAUGUAGAAAGAAGCCGCUUCCCGGGGAAACAUCUUCUCAAGCGCUUGUUUGUUCACAGUCAUCUUCUGCAGCCACGCAAACUGAUUCAGACCCUUGCAUGGAAGGGGUUUAUGAUGGUGAUUCUUCUACUGAACAUUCAGUGCUUGACCUUCCAAUUACCAAAAGAAUUCCUGUGGGGCCAUUUUUUCAGGCUGAAGUACCAGAAUGGACUGGUGUGGUUUCUGAAAGUGACUCAAAGUGGCUUGGAACUCGGGUUUGGCCACUUGUAACUUCAACUAACAGAUUUGUUAUUGAAAGGGAACCUAUCGGUAAGGGAAGGUCAGAUUCAUGUGGGUGCCAAGUGCCAAAAUCUAUAGAAUGUGUUAGAUUUCACAUUACUGAGCGAAGGUUGAGACUGAUGCGUGAAUUGGGGAAGGCUUUUAAUCAAUGGAGUUUUGAUAAGAUGGGUGAAGAAGUUAAACGCUCCUGGACGGUAGAAGAACAAAAGAAGUUUGGAGCUACAGUGAGGUCAAAUCCUCUAUCUCUCAAUAAGUAUUUUUGGGAUGAGAUAUUCAGAUGUUUCCCGGGUAGGAGAAGGGAAGAUCUGGUGAGCUACUACUACAAUGUAUUUCUUUUGCAGCGCAGAGCAAACCAAAACAGGUCUACUCCAGAUAACAUCAAUAGUGAUGAUGAUGAAUCAGAAUGUGAAUUUGUAACCUAUGGCUCUGGGUGCGAAGCAGUCAAUUCACCAGGCUCCCUCUUAUCAGCAAAGAAGCAGCAUAAAUAUGUCAAAUAG